AUGGCUGCGAGGCCCGCCACGCCGGCAUCGCCCAAGAACUACAAGGUCAAAGCGCCCCAGCCAGGGCAGCCUGUGUAUGGGUGUGAACACCUCCAGCGUCUCUUCAGUCAAGACCAGCAGACGACGAAUACCUCGAUACAACAUUACAAGGCCAUUCUGCGCGCCAUCUUCGACACAAACCCCAUCAUUCCGCAGACCGCCAAGUGCGUCGACGGCCCGGUCGUCACGUCGCUCACUCCGACAUACUUGUGCUUACAAUGCCCCUCGACCUUGAUCGAAGAGGACCUUAUAAAACAUGGGAGCAAAAAAUCUCACCGAUUCUAUGUUGACUCAAGAAGCGCUGCUCUGUACUGUCAAAUGUGUGACGACAUGGUCUGGGAUCCGACGUUUGAGGAGCUGAGGUUAAGGAAAAUGGGUACGGGCUCCUUUUUCACAGCGCGGAAGCGAAAACACGAAGAACUAUUCUCAGAUCCGAUCAGGGACAAUCCCACAUACAUCUCGUCCAACACGACCACUGCAUCCUGCAAGGCCAAUGGCCUGCGGGGCAUCUACAACGCCGGCGCCACCUGCUAUCAGAACGUAGUGCUCCAGAGCUUCCUUCACAACCCCAUCCUCCGCAACUUCUACCUCAGCGAUGGCCACCAGAGCAACAAUUGCGACACGCCGCACUGCCUAAGUUGUGCCAUGGACGACAUGUUUCAGGAUUUUUACGCGCUCGAGAAUACUAACGGGUACACGGCGGCCAACAUCCUGUCUGGGUUCUGGAUCAGCGAGAAGAAGGCGUUUGAGAACCUCGUGACGACCAAGGAGCAGGACGCCCACGAGUUCUUUCAGUUCCUGGCCGAGGAGCUGCACGAGCGCAACGGCGACGGCAAGAAGCCCGAGAUUGGCAGCGAGCACAGCUGUAACUGCAUCAUCCACCAGACCUUCUACGGCAAGCUGCAGAGCACCACCACGUGCCAGAACUGUGGCGGCGUGACCAACCAGGUGCAGAGCUUUUUGGAUCUGAGCUUGCCGCUCGAAAACCUGACGCAGAAGAAGGGCAAGCGGGGCGGGCCCAAGGGAGCGACCUUGACCCUUCAGGAGUGUCUCGACGAGGAGUACAUCAAGUCGGACAAGUGUGAGUACCGCUGUCAUAGCUGCAACUCGAUGCAGCAGGCGCGCCGUCAGACCUCGAUCAAGCGGUUGCCAAAUGUCAUGUCGAUUCAACUCAAGAGAUUCGAGUACAAGCAAGGGCGCAACGAGCGUGCGGCAAAGAUCGACACGCCCGUACAGUUUCCCUUGCAGAUUAACAUGCUCCCCUACACGAGCCGCGCCAGGGGCCAGGACGUGAGAGAGAACUACGAGCUGGCCCGCACCUGCGUCUACGACCUGCUCAGCGUCGUGGUGCACGUGGGCGAAAUCGAUACCGGCCAUUACGUUUCGUAUUGCCGGGUUGGUGACCAGUGGUUCGCGUUCAAUGAUCACAGGGUAGAACUGGCGCAAAUGUCGGACGUGCUGAAUGCUAGGGCGUACCUGCUGUUUUACAUCGUCAGGUCUUUGUCGUAG
Messenger RNA from Canariomyces notabilis, 1548 nucleotides. Its product is annotated as cysteine proteinase. The coding region runs from base 1 to 1548 and encodes 515 amino acids. The record is from RefSeq and is a predicted model, not a curated record. Lineage: Eukaryota; Fungi; Ascomycota; Sordariomycetes; Sordariales; Chaetomiaceae. Gene Ontology annotation, biological process: protein deubiquitination. The transcript has 6 exons. Gene Ontology annotation, molecular function: cysteine-type deubiquitinase activity.